Molecule: messenger RNA, 2252 nt
Organism: Aedes albopictus (Asian tiger mosquito)
Lineage: Eukaryota; Metazoa; Arthropoda; Insecta; Diptera; Culicidae
Product: GDNF-inducible zinc finger protein 1-like
Exons: 3
Coding region: 552-2183 (543 amino acids)
Biological process (GO): regulation of transcription by RNA polymerase II
Cellular component (GO): nucleus
Molecular function (GO): DNA-binding transcription factor activity; zinc ion binding; RNA polymerase II cis-regulatory region sequence-specific DNA binding
Source: RefSeq, a predicted model, not a curated record
GUUUCGUGCCAAUUCUGGAUGAAAUUUUCGUAUAAUUUAUGUAGUUUUUUUUUUCAGGAAAACCAUUGAUGAAUUCCCAGGGAAAUACUGAAGGGAUUUUACCACAAAUGCUGCAAGAAUUUUUGGAAACUUCUAUAGGAAUUCCCGUGGUUUUAGUGGGGAAGCCAUGAAGGGAUUUUCGGGGAAUUCCUAGGAACAAUCUUGGGGAUUUGUGGAGAAAUUUCUAUGAAACUCCCAAAAGAAUUCCCUGGGAGUUCCAAGAUAAACUUUCGGGUACUUCUGUAGAAAUUGCCUGGAUACCUCUGCAGAGAUUCCUGAAGAGCUGAUGGAGAAAUUCCCGAGGAUCCCUUGGAGGAUCAUCAGGGUAAUCACUCAAUAAUUCCUCUAGAAAAGCACUCCUAGAGGAAUUUCCGAUGAUUCCUUGUAGGAAUUCCCGAGGACUCAGUUCUCUGUGAAGAUUCACAGAGAUUUACUCCACGGCUUCACAUAGAUUUAGUAUAAAGAGUAUCUAUACUCAGAUUUAUUCAUAUGGCCUACCUAAACCGUUAGAAAUGCAACCCACGUGGUACUCUCAUUGUCAGUGUACAAUUCCCGGGAAGUCCGGCACAUGCGCACUUUUACCUUAUUCUCCUACCCUGAUACCGAAGGUCAGGAAUUCCGUCAAAACAACAUCCUGUGUUCGUUUCUGGCGUACCUACGCGAACAACCCGUUUUUGUCCCGGCAGCAGGAUAUGGACGUUCCCUACCGCAGUGUCAUCAACGAUCCGCACCAGUGUCGGCUGUGCCUUCGGGUUUGCGACGACACCUUCCUGGAGAGCAUUUUCUCCGGCCAGGAAUACAGCAUCGCGCAUCAGAUUUUCGAAUGCACCUCGAUUCGGGUCACCCAGCAGGACAAUCUGACCAAAAUCUGCCGGAACUGUGCGGCGCUACUGUUCAUCACGACCGAGUUCCGGAACGCAUGCUUCAAGACCAACCGGCUGCUGUUGGAGGACUUUGUCAUUCUGGAGGUCGGCGAGUGGAUGGACGAAGCGCCCCGGAAGGCGCUGGAGAGCUGCUCGGAGUUGAUUGUGAAGCACAAGCAGCAGGUGGACUAUCUGUACGAUAGCAUAGUGCCGGACUCGGAGUCCUAUCUGGCGGGAUCGCUGGAAAUCGAGCGGGAGUUGUUCAACUCGGCCAAAACCGGUGGUGAGGGUAAAGAGGGGAGGGAGAUAGGUGUGGCAGAGGACUUGCCCGUCGUGGCACCAGAAGAACCGGAUCCGGAGAUUAUUCAAGAGAUCACCAAGUUCUUGGAAGCGCAGCAAACGAUCGGCGAAGGGGGGAUGUGUCAGGUGUGUUCGUUAGAUGUUGGUCAAAAAGUUCCUGAAGAUACUGUGGAUGUGGUGAGAAGGUAUUUCAAAGGUAGAAGCGCGCAAACCUUAUGGAUUUGUAAUAUGUGUCGGCAGUGCUUGGAAAUGGUAUCGUUGUGGCACGACUCAUUCCGAAGCAAAGCAGUUUCGAAGAUGAGUUACAAGUUGAAUAACAUCAAGGAGACUCAGAGGCAUCUGUUGAAGCAAUUUCGAGACCUUAAUGCUCAGCUGGAUAAAGCAGCAUCUAAGAAGCCUGUCAAACCGAAAUCAAUUGAAGAAAAAACGAGCAAGCGUAAGAAAGUCUCGUGUACCGUGUGUGAAAAACAGUAUGAUAGUUGGAAGAUGAAGGCGCAUAUGAACGAGCAUGAAAAAAAGAAGCCCUACGAAUGCGAUCAUCCCGGGUGCAGCAGUGCCUUUUCCGGAGUCGAUCUGCUGAAUCGACACAAGAAGUUGUGGCACUCGGAUUACUUCUACAGGAGCUGUUCAACCUGUGGCAAGAAGUGCAAGACUCAGGGAAUCUACAAUACGCACAUCUCCUACCACGAGGAUCCGAAGCUUCCCUGCGAGGUGUGCGGAAAGCUAAUGAGGAACAAGAGAAGCAUGUGGAAGCACAUGAAGUCACACCAGACGCCAGAGAAUCGGGAACACGUGUGUGGAGUGUGCAACAAGCGCUUUGCCCUGGCUUACACCUUGCGUGUUCACCAGCGAAUACACACCAACGAGAAGCCUUUCCUUUGUGGAGAGUGCGGGAAGCAGUUUCAGUACAACUGUUUGCUAAAGAAUCACAUCGAGAGGUAUCAUUCCGAAGAACCUGUUGAAGUGAAGGAACUUGAAUAGGAUUCUGUGAUAUAAAAAGCAAUGUAAGCACCUUGAUUUCCAUAGAAUACAUUUAACGAUCGUCCUGUU